AGGACAUUACCUAUCUUUUGAGGAAUGAAGAAACAUAUAAAAUCCAGAAAGAAAGCGAAACACCAAGACAGAAGGUAUUGGUAACAAAUUAUGAUGUUCCAUCUUCAGCUUUAGAUAUUCUUAGGAGACAUUUUGAUAUCGUGAUAACAGAAAGGAAACCAAGAGCUACUAAACAAGACAUCAUGGACAAAGUCGCUGAUGUAGACGCCAUCUUUUGGGCUAUUCAUCAGCCAUUGGACGAAGAGAUUUUAAAUGCGGCAGGACCAAAAUUGAAAAUUAUAGUAACAAUGAACGCAGGCACCGAUCAUAUUGAUUUAGAAGCUGUAAGAAAACGUAAUAUUAAAUUAGCAAACACACCAAAACUCCUGAAUAAGGCGGUUGCAGAUGUGGCUAUUCUUUUAACAUUGGCUGCAUCUAGACGAUUGCAAGAAGGCAGAAUGCAUAUUGAAAAGGGUAUAUGGAGUGGGGUUGGUGUUCAGUAUUUGCUAGGGACGGACUUGGAAAAUUCAACCGUUGGUAUUGUUGGACUUGGAGGAAUUGGACAAGCCAUUGCCAAAAGGUUGAAGGCUUUUGACAUUGGCAGACUUCUGUACUCGGGCCACCGUGAAAAAUCGGAAGGAAAACAAUUAGGCGCAGAAUUUGUAUCAUUCAAGACACUUCUUCGAGAAAGUGACUUCGUCAUUGUAGCGGCACCUUUAACUGACGAAACAAGGCAUAUGUUCAAUAGGACUACAUUUUCUUUGAUGAAAAACAGUUCUGUGUUCGUAAAUAUUGCGAGAGGUCUUAUUGUAGACCAAGAUGCUUUAAUAGAGGCCUUGAAGGAUGGUACCAUUUUUGCCGCUGGGUUAGACGUUAUGGUUCCGGAACCGUUACCCACAGAUAGUGAACUGUUAAAACUUCCAAACUGUGUAUUAACUCCCCACAUUGGCAGUGCCACAAUUAGUGUCCGCAAGCAGUUGGCAGAAUUAGCAGCGGACAAUAUUAUUCUUGGUCUUCAGGGGAAACCCCUAUUAACGCCCGUUUUUUAAUUAUCAUAUACAAUCAACUAUCUGUAAUAAGUGGUGAAGUAGAUGCUAAAUUUUAAUUGCAAAUAAAGGCUUUA
This is a messenger RNA of Agrilus planipennis (emerald ash borer), 1102 nucleotides long. RefSeq names its product glyoxylate reductase/hydroxypyruvate reductase. Gene Ontology annotation, cellular component: cytosol. Lineage: Eukaryota; Metazoa; Arthropoda; Insecta; Coleoptera; Buprestidae. The coding region runs from base 183 to 1028 and encodes 281 amino acids. The record is from RefSeq and is a predicted model, not a curated record. The transcript is spliced from 8 exons. Gene Ontology annotation, molecular function: NAD binding; hydroxypyruvate reductase [NAD(P)H] activity; glyoxylate reductase (NADPH) activity.